AUGCUGGACAAGAUCGUUCUGCUGGGACACGCUACGGUGGGGAAGACCUCACUAAUCCAACAGUUCAUAGAGAGAUCAUACCGCCAGACCUACUCCCCAACGGUCGAGGACUUUUAUACACAGGUUGUCAAGUUUCCAGAUGGCCUGUUUCGAGCUUUGGAGAUCAUCGACACAUCCGGCGGAGAUGACUUUCCUGCUAUGAGAUCUCUGCGAGUCAUGCAGGGAACAAUGUUCAUCGUAGUGUACGCCAUAGACGACAUGCAUUCUUUCGGGGAGGCCUUCAAAUACUGCAACAUGAUCAAGACAUGUAGGAAAACAGUCGACAUUCCUAUUCUACUCGCUGCUAAUAAAUUGGACAACGCCAAAAAAAGAAUCAUCACAUCAGAGAUGGCACUAGAAAUGGCAAGAAAGUUAAAUUGCCCCUAUAUCGAGGUGAGCGCCAGAUGGAACUUGAAUGUCAAGGUGAUGUUCGAAAUGGUCCUGUCGAUGAAGCUCGCUGAAGGAAAGGAAAGCACAGUUCAGCCAAAGAAUGAGGACAAAGUCACACGACGCCUCUUUGAUUGCUUCCCAAGUGAGAAGGAUUCUCCGGAUCCGAUUCGCGGGAAGUUUCCCAUACGGAGAACAAAUUCCUUCCAUGGGUUCUCCCAACCAAACAUUGCAGCGGCAAAGGAGUUUUGCAAGCGAAAACAAAGUUAUGAUAGUCAAGUAAGGAGAAAAGAGGUACCUCCGACACAACGUAAUGAGAAGUAUCUCCGUGGCAGUGGGAUGAACACAGCCGUGACAGCCAAGUAA
This is a messenger RNA of Haliotis rufescens (red abalone), 792 nucleotides long. Its product is annotated as ras-related protein Rap1-like. Bases 1 to 792 code for a protein of 263 amino acids. Lineage: Eukaryota; Metazoa; Mollusca; Gastropoda; Lepetellida; Haliotidae. The transcript has 4 exons. Gene Ontology annotation, molecular function: GTP binding; GTPase activity. The record is from RefSeq and is a predicted model, not a curated record.